CAUAUUCAGUUAAAAUAUAUAAGUAUAAGUAUUUAAAUAGCAUACCAUAUAUUCUGAUUAGUCAGAUUUUUAUUUAUUUAUUUUUUUAUUAUCAAUAAAUCUUUAAUUUGAGACAAUAUUUUUUUUUCGCUACUUGCACUAACCGGAACUGAUAUUUGUGGCGCUAAUUUCCUGCACGGAGCUAUAUCGAGGGCGGACCAACGAGAUCAGCUGCUAGCGGAACUUCCGGUCUGAGCUCAGUAAGCCGUGCGGAGAAACAGUUAACUGUGUGUUCCAGCUUCCUCAGUGCCACUGCUCGGGUCAUAAACAGUUUAUCUGCUCAUCACAUCCAGCCAACAACAUCCCUGUGGCCAGAAACUGCAUCUGAUUAAAGUUGUGAACUAGAGCACCGUUCCUCACGUCCACGAUGCCGAAGAAGAAGACCGGCGCUCGCAAGAAGGCUGAAAACCGGAAGGAGCGAGAGAAACAGAACCGAGCCAACAGAGAGCACGUCGACGUCGCAAAGCAAGCGUGCAACUCCUCCAUGGACUGUGAUAAGUGUCUGAGACGACAGAAGAACCGAGCGUUUUGUUACUUCUGUGGGUUGGUGCAGAAGCUCCCCAUGUGCGCUCAGUGCGGUAAAACGAAGUGCAUGAAGUCUUCAGACUGUGUGAUUAAACACCCUGGUGUCCACAGCACGGGCAUGGGCAUGGUGGGAGCGAUCUGUGAUUUCUGCGAGGCCUGGGUGUGUCAUGGAAGGAAGUGUCUGAGCACUCACGCCUGUUCCUGUCCCCUGGCUGAUGCAGAUUGCAUCGAAUGUGACCGCAGUGUGUGGGAGCAUGGAGGCCGCAUCUUCCGCUGCUCUUUCUGCCACAACUUCCUGUGCGAGGACGACCAGUUUGAGCAUCAGGCCAGCUGCCAGGUCCUGGAGGCAGAGACUUUUAAAUGUGUCUCGUGCAAUCGCCUUGGCCAGCACUCGUGUCUCCGAUGUAAGGCCUGCUUCUGUGAUGAGCACGCUCGAAGCAAAGUGUUCAAGCAGGAGAAAGGCAAGGCACCUCCGUGUCCUAAGUGCGGCCACCAAACGCAGGAGACUAAAGACCUCAGCAUGUCCACUCGGACUCAUAAGUUCGGCCGGCAGACCGGCGCCGACGACGACUACUACGGAGCGUCGGGAUACGAUUCCUACUGGAAGAGCACCGCGUCCGGAGGUGCUGCAGACCAGGAAGAUGACGACGACGAAGAUUACGAGGACGACGAAGAGGACGAGGACGACGACGAGGAGGAAGACGAGGAAGAAGACGAAGACGAGGCUGAAGCAGUGGAUUCACUCGGCAACCUGAGCCUCGGUGUGAGCUCGGCCGGCGGAGACAAGUGAAAUCAAAUUAGAUUAAAUUGGAUUAAUGGAUUUCCAAUGUUUAUGGCCAUUAUAUUAUUAAAGAUUAACUUUUAAAAUUCGCACAAGGCUGAUAAUUGGUGAACGUUAGAAAUGACCAGUGAGUAUCGUGGAAAUAAUGUUAACUGCUCCCUACUAACUUUUUUUUUUUUUUUUUUUUGGGGCCACAUUCACAUUUAAAGCUGCUUCCUGACUUCAGUUGUCAGCACGUUUUACUUUACUAUGGGACGUGGGCGGAAUUCAUCCAAGUGCUGUUGACAUUCUUUGUCACAGUGGUGCUUUAAAAGUUGAGAGAACUUAUUUAUUUAUUUAUUUAUUUAUUUAUUUAAUUUUUUUUAAAAAAUUAACCUUCCAACUAAUUGGGUCACAAUUUGGGGCCUGUGGAAAAUGUAGUCUUGUUAGUGAGCGAAUAUAAUUAAGCAAUAUCGCACAAACAAGAGGGCGGUCUCUUGAAAUGAAAAAAUGAAUAUGGGGUUAUUGAUAAUUCAGACACGACAUGGCCAAUUAUUUUUGCUCCGUGAGUGGAUAAAAUCCCAAACUCACUGAUAGCUGGUCAGCUAGCUAACUCAUACUGAUUUUCUAAGUUCCUGUUAAAGGUGCAUCUGGGGAAAUUGGCUUCCUGUCUUCCCUUUCAUCUCCACCUUUCAUAUUUAAAAUCAGACGUUACAGUAUAUUCAUGCAAAAAGUGUAGUUUGUCGUCCGCUGAUGUCUAUACUGUAGUAACGGUUUCGAAGAAGGGAGUGGGAUUUUACGUAUCGGACACAGACGAGCGGAGUGAUGCAUACGGUGGAAUGUCCCAGUGCGGUUAUACUAAACACGGUCCCCGCCAAAAGUAUAGGAACAGCAAGGCCAAUUCUAUUGUUUUCACUAUACAGUGAAUCAAAAGAUGAAGAUUCAGCUUUCAUUUCCUGAGAUAUACAUCUAAGUGUUUUUUUUCUUUGUAUAUUUUAUCGAUUGAUUUCCUAUAUUAAGGGCGCACGGUGGCUCAGUGGUUAGCACGUUCGCCUCACACCUCCAGGGUCGGGCGUUCGAUUCCCACUGCGGCCCUGUGUGUGCGGAGUUUGCAUGUUUUCCCCGUACUGUGGGGGUUUCCUCCGGGUACUCCGGUUUCCUCCCCCAGUCCAAAGACAUGCAGGGUAGGUUGAUUGGUAUGUCCAAAGUGUCCGUAGAGUAUGGAUUUCCUAUAUUACUCAUGCAACAUUUCCCAAUCUCCUCAUUGCUCAUACGGCUAAAUCAGGUUUUGUAUUCAGUUAUGUUUUUGACUCAUCUGACAGUUUAUUCAUGCUUCGUGGUGUAUUGGAGAUUUCGUACAUGUGGUGGCAAGACAGAAGAACUAAUAAAAACGAAAUAUACCAGGUGUGUAUCAGCGUACUCACCACGAGUGAUGAUUCAUUAGGACAAUCACGGGAGUUCAGCUGGAACAACCUGUAAGCAGAAAGGGAGGGACAGAAGGAGAGAGCGAGACGGAGCAUUCCACGUGUACAUGAGUGAAGUGGUAGUACGGUAUAGAGUGCAGAAUUAUAAAAAAAAAAAAAAAAAAAUUCAGUUAUACGUUCUCAGAUUUGAGGCAGAGGAUAUUAAAGGUCACAGGUAACCAUGGACUCGUACACAUACACUGGGCCUGGUCAGUAACUUACACUGCCAGCUUCGUGUCUAGAUUAUGGUCAAAAACCUAUGGCUGACUUCAAAGUUUGUCUUCUGUUCCUAUUAUGGAACUUAAAACAAAAACCCCAAAGCAUUCAUUUCAAAUUAUAAUCAAGUAACCAAGUCUGAUAAUGGAGGGUUCUUGAGGACGGA
Messenger RNA from Ictalurus furcatus (blue catfish), 3169 nucleotides. RefSeq names its product zinc finger protein 330 (gene noazfp). The record is from RefSeq and is a predicted model, not a curated record. The transcript is spliced from 11 exons. Bases 407 to 1354 code for a protein of 315 amino acids. Gene Ontology annotation, cellular component: nucleus. Gene Ontology annotation, molecular function: zinc ion binding. Lineage: Eukaryota; Metazoa; Chordata; Actinopteri; Siluriformes; Ictaluridae.